This is a messenger RNA of Pteronotus mesoamericanus, 798 nucleotides long. RefSeq names its product transmembrane protein 233 (gene TMEM233). Gene Ontology annotation, cellular component: membrane. Bases 134 to 463 code for a protein of 109 amino acids. The record is from RefSeq and is a predicted model, not a curated record. The transcript is spliced from 3 exons. NCBI's taxonomy places the organism in Eukaryota, Metazoa, Chordata, Mammalia, Chiroptera, Mormoopidae.
AGGAGGGGUGAGGUCACGUCUCCCGAGCCUCGCUCCACUGGCUUUACAGAGGCUCGCCAGCAGCCGGCGGCCAGAGGUACAGACCGCGCAGACAGUGCGCUCCUCUGCCCUCCCUGCGCCGCCGGCCUCGCCCAUGUCUCAGUACGCCCCCAGCUCGGACUUCAAGACGGCUUUGGACAGCAGUCCCGAGGCCAACACUGAAGAUGACAAGAUCGAGGAGGAUGUGCCCAAGCCCAAGAACUACCUGUGGCUCACCAUUGUCUCAUGUUUUUGCCCCGCGUACCCCAUCAACAUCGUGGCUUUCGUCUUCUCCAUCAUGUCUCUGAACAGCUACAACAAUGGAGACAUUGAUGGAUCCAGGCGGCUUGGGAGGAAUGCCAAGUGGGUGGCCAUCGCCUCCAUCAUUAUUGGCCUUCUCAUCAUCGCUAUUUCUUGUGCAGUUCAAUUCAUAAGGAAAGCCUGAGCAGUCGGCCGAGCACGGAGGUUGGACCUCAUCCACACACCCCAAAGGAGUUUCUGAGGAAUGGAUCCCUGACUUUCGACUGUGAGAUCUUUUCCUCCAGGACUCUCCAGAGGCAGGUCCCUGGCAAACGAACUUUAAAAAGAGUCCAACAUGUAGGAAAACCAAGCAGCACACCCAGGUCAGCCAGAGUCAUUGAUUUUUUUUUUUUUUUUUUUAGGAAAAAAAAUCAAGUCUCACUGUUUCAGUUUAGCAAAAGCCAUUGUGUCCAUUCCUCUUCUCCAGAGAGGAGCCUCAGGAAAUCUCAUUACUUUUAAGGGGGGCGGGGUGGGGGGGAG